This is a messenger RNA of Cydia fagiglandana, 6579 nucleotides long. RefSeq names its product vacuolar protein sorting-associated protein 37A-like. NCBI's taxonomy places the organism in Eukaryota, Metazoa, Arthropoda, Insecta, Lepidoptera, Tortricidae. Bases 142 to 1023 code for a protein of 293 amino acids. The transcript is spliced from 6 exons. Gene Ontology annotation, cellular component: ESCRT I complex. Gene Ontology annotation, biological process: ubiquitin-dependent protein catabolic process via the multivesicular body sorting pathway; protein targeting to vacuole; protein targeting to membrane. The record is from RefSeq and is a predicted model, not a curated record.
UUCUGUGUUCAAUACGUUCACUAUUUAUUAUUUUAUUGAUCUGUCCUUAAACUCCAAAUAAGUAAACGCUACUUACACCAGUUUCUUAAAAAAAUUGGGAUUAAAUAACAAUACAUAACUUGCAACUAUAAGGUAGCAGCAAUGCUGCCACGGCAAUAUUAUAACGAGCAAGACGUACGAAAACGGCAAAUCGAUACUUUAAAAAUAUUCAAUGACAACGUCCAAGAAGUGACGGAAAAUACGGAAUACAAAGUAGAUUUUACAAUAAAUGGCAAGAAUUUCAGCUUGAACGUGAUAUUAGGACCAGAGUUUCCUAAUGAGAAGCCAGUUAUAUUGGUGAAUCCUCCGGUGGUGCAUCCGUGGGUGGCAGAGCACUCAAGUCAAGUGGUUGGGGCUCCGGGGCUGAUCCAGUUUACUGUGCACUCGGAUUUGGGGAGAGUUGUGCAUGCUGUUAUUAGGGAGCUCCAAAAAGCACUGCCAGUGGAAGAAGAGUCACAGAGCAGCCCCGCACACACACACUCCCUCCUGUUUCCUGAGCUCGGGGAGUUGACGAUUGAAGAGCUGCAUGAGAUCCUGGAGAACCCGGACUUGCAGGACAAACUCCUAGAAACAACGCCACAACUCCUCGCUCUGAAUCUGGAGACGGAGGAGCUGAUGCUCAGCAUCGAGAGGAUAGCCCGGGACAACAUCGCGGAACAGCAGAGACUGGACGAGAUGAAGACAGAUGUCGUGGACCGGAUAUCCGCGCUGGUGCAGAUGAAGAUUAACUAUGAGGAGCUACAUGCUAGACACCAGAAAUUGUCAGAAGAGUAUGACCCACACCGCAUCAGGGAUUGCCUGAAAGCGGCCGCCUUGAAGGCAGACGAGGACGCCGAGGCCAUCGCUGAACAGUUCCUACUAGGUAAGAUGCCAGUGGAGAGUUUCAUCUCACAGUUCGCGGAGACGCGCGCCAGAGGGCAGGCUCGGCGAGCGCGCGAGGAGAGACUCGCGCACCAGCUCGCGCAGCUACACCGCGCCACCUAGGUCAGCUGACAACUAUCUCAUAUCAUAACUUUGUACCAUAGAGAGAUACAGUAUGUAUCAGAAAGGAAGGCCAAGAAAGAGACCCAUUAAUGUUUAGGUCAUACUGAGCAACUUUUACUAUGGGACCAACCCCGAAAAACGCGAAACAAAAUUGGAUGUUUCAUACAUUUUGAUGGUCUGAUGUUGAAAUUUCCUAUGGGAGAGUCAAUUUUUAGGGUUCCGUACCUCAAAAGGAAAGAAACGGAACUCUUAUAGGAUCACCGUGCCGUCUGUCUGUCUGUCCGUCUGUCACAGCCUAUUUUCUCCGAACCUACUGAACCAAUUAAGUUGAAAUUUGAUACUCAUAAUAAUAUGUAAGUUUGUGACCAAAAGACGGACUUGUAACGUAAACAAAUGAAUUUUAAACAUGGGGGCCACUUUUGGGGGGUAAAUGAAAAAAUCAAAAAAUAAAGUUUUUCAAACUAUAUCGUGUUACAUAUCAAAUGAAAGAGCUCAAUGUGAGAAUCUCAGACAUAUUUUUUUUAUAAUUUUAGAAUUAACAGUUUAGAAGUAAUUCUAGAAAAUAGGCAAAAAAUUACCAUUCCCCCCCCCUUUAUCUCCGAAACUACUGGGUCUAAAAUUUUGAAAAAAUACAUAAAAUGGGUCUUUACCUAUAGAUGACAGGAAAACCUAUUGGAAAUGUACAGUCAAGCGUGAGUCGGACUUAAUUACUUAGUUUUUGAUCCGGCCCCUUCGGGUUUUUUAAAGGCAAUUCACUCGCGUUUCACAUAUAAAAAAGACAUUGUCAAAAAUGGAGUAAUGUACGGAACCCUUGGAACGCGAGUCUGACUCGCACUUGGCCGGUUUUCUUUCGCGAUAUCGGGGUUGGUCCCAUAGUAAAAGUUGCUCAGUAUGACCUAAACAUUAAUGGGUCUCUUUCUUUGCCUUUCGUUCAGAUACAUACUGUAUAAGCAGGUAAUGAAAGAGUGGUAAAUCCAUACAUCAGUUUUCUGACCAACACGCGGGUUAUUUCAUAGUCGACAUCUAACGUCAAGUAGUGGAACUAUCAGUACCGCUUCCUGUCACCAGAUGUCACAAGUGUCGCAACUGGCGUAAUGUACUACCAAAGACAUAUGUAACUUCGUAUAAGAUGAAUAAAGUCUAAGAAAAAAACGUGCCCCGGAAAUCAAGAUAAAGUCAUUCUCGGAUAGAUGGCGCAAACAACUUUGGCCUAUUCUCGGCUAGAUGGUGUGACGACAUCGUUUCAUAUUUAACAAUUUUAACUCAUAGAUAUCAGUGAUUGAACAUGGGUCCAUUUAUAUACACUAUUUUGAUAAUUUUAUACGUGUUUAUUUUGAGUUUUAGUCGUGUGUCGAUAGAUGGCAGUAAAUUUACAGUGACUACAAAAUUUACUAUGACAGGACCCCUCUAUACUAUCUAUUCUCUUUAGUACUACUAAAACAAUUUACAACUAAAGUUAUAAGCAGAGGGCGUUGAAAAUUAUACUAGAAGGAGUUGAAAAUAGUGUUCUGGUUAAUCCGGUUAUAAUAUAAGCUGAAAAUUGUUGAGUUUUUGUUUGCCGCGACAUCUAUUCUGCCGUCCUAGUCUAAAAGGCAGUUUUUCGACAAAAGCUAGUUUCGAGAUAAUCGCAAAAAACCAACCCAAACAUCUUUCUUGAAUUUCUACGAAACGGUAAAACUUUUUCGAUUUUUUCUUUUUGUAUGUGGUAGGUAUAUAUAUGUACUUAUUUUAGGUAUUUAUAGUAUGUUUCUAAACAGCUCAGUUUAUUUUUUAUUUUAUAAAAAACACUUUAAAUUAGUAUUAAGCUUAAAAAUGAGUAGGUCGUACUAGUCAAGAAGGCGGUAAACAUGCGUUAUGCGGCGUUCUAACUUAGUUCCGAAGUAGAAACUAGGUAAAAACGCCGUAUAUGUCACAUGCUGCCUUUUUGCUUAGUACCAAUGAAUAAUUCGCACUUGAGAUCCUAAGUUAAAAGACCCUAUAGCAGCUAUUCGGCCUUUUUGGUUAGUAUACUAGGAAAAAUUAUGAAUUUGACGAGAUUUUCGACUAGCGUGCUAGUGUAAAGAAACGUAUACCAACAAAAACACCGAAUAUACGGUUUUAUAGAUUAGUAUUUAUGGAAGAAAUGGGAAUAAAAAACAGUCACGUAGUUUAAAUGUUUAUUUAUAUACGAACAAAAACCGCCAUACUAGUAGGCUAUUAUUAAAAAAACGAGAUCCAGCAAUUACUUUUUGGAUUAUAAUCUCAAUUACCAUACAAAAUUAACAUAUAAAUUGGGUUAUUCCCACUAGUUACGAUCAAGUUGUUACCAGUGGUAACUAAUGGGAGUAGUUACCACUACAAUCUUGUUAGGGUUCAAUAAAGCCUCUAUAUUUAUAGUAUUCUACUUAUACUGUUUUUAUUACUAUUGAACUGUAACAAAAUGUUGGUGGUAACUACUAGGAAUAAAAUCCAACCUUUUACCAGUGGUAACUACUGGGAAACAAAUCUCAUUAGUUACCACUGGUAACAACUUGAUGGUAAUUAGUGGGAAAAACCCGAUCUAUGUGUUAAUUUUGUAUGGUAAUAAAGAUUAUAAUCCAAAAAAUAAUCGCUGGAUCUUGUUUUUUUAAUAAUAGCCUGGUAGUACAGUGUUUUGUGUUCAUAUAAUAAACAAACAUUUAAACUGUACUGUAAUAAAAUGUUGGUGGUAACUACUAGGAAAAAAUCCCACCUUUUACCAGUGGUAACUACUGGAAAAAGAAGUUCCCAGUAGUUACCACAAAACUGAGUUGGUGGUAGCUACUGGGAAGAAAAGUGGGAUAUAAAUUCCCAGUAGUUACCACUGGUAACAACUUGGCGGUAGAUACCUAACUAGUGGGAAUAGCCCCAUAAUAUGUAACAAAUUUUUAGUGUACGGCCUUUCUGAUUUUAUUUGUAUAGUAGACUAGAUUUACUCGACUCUACUAAUGACAUUACAUAUACUUCUAAUGAGCAUGAGCAACGAAACUUAACAGAGUCCGCAGUAAGCUCAGCCGAAUUUUUACUUCCCAUAAAAACGGAGAUUCGUACUCAUUUUAAAACAACGUGUUGGAUUGUACUAAAUUGCACAUACAAUGACAUGAGGUAUAUCUAUGCCAGAACCUAAUUAGUUUAUAUUCCAACAAAACUAAUGAAGUAGAGGAAAAAUAAGUUUUGUAUGAAAAACUUAUUUUCGCUGUUUUUUUUUUACAUGGUAUCUGAAGCUACACAUUAAUUACAGGCAUAGAUAUACCUUAUCCUUUACUGAGUACAAAGUUUUAGAGCAAUCUAGCUAAUCAUUUUAAAAUGAGAGCGUAACUACAGUUGUAUGGAGAACCCAGCUUGCUGCUGACUUAAAUCUUAGCAAACAUUUAUCUUUGUAGGUGACCAGUUUUUGCAUACACGUAACUCAAAAGAUACAUAAUGUUUUACUGAAUUCGUGGCAUCUCUAAUAUUUAUUUUAGUUUGUUAUCAAUAGGCAUGGAAUUUCAUCGCACGGUAAUACGUUAGCGAAUUAUGUAGUCUACAUUAGCAAUAAAAUUAAUACGAGUGUAUUAAUUCCUGCACAUACUCUGUCAUUUAUUUAAUUCUAAAACGCCUUUUAGCGGUUGUAAUUAAAAAUUAGAUUCACAAUAAAAUUAUUUUUCUAUUAGAUUACAAACUCAUAGCUUUGACUAUUUUAACAUACAACUAUUACCUAAUACACAAACAUACCAACCUAUUUUAAGAUAUAUAUUGUUUUUUUAUAAAACGUAAUAGAUAGUACUGUAAUAUAUAAAUACUAUGAUAAAUAAAACGUAAUAUAAUUUGCAGUAAUUAAUUUACCAUAUUUCUUAUCGAAAUCUAUUGGUGCGAUAUGAACUAGAUAAAACCUACUUAAGUAUUUCAUUUAAGUAAAAUAUUAUAUAUAUGUGUAUAUAAUAUUAUCUUUAAUUCUCAGUUGGUUUUCGGAUGGACCCAGGUUCCAUACAAAGAUGCCCAUGGUCCUUUGUCCUGGUUAUCUAAAUACUUAGGCGGAAAAUGUUAUACUGCCCGUAAGAAUUCUCAUUAAAUUUCCCUUUAAAACAUUUUUCAAUAAGAUUUAAACUCUUCAUAAUGUCAAAUACCUACUUGGCUUAUAAGGAAUUAAACCCGAUACGAUUAGCUGUAAUAUCAAUUUGAUUUUAUUUAAAUAAAAGCAGUCAAACCGUCCAAUGAAUAAAUAAAACUUAAACGUUUACUGUAGAAAAGUACGUAUGAACAAUUUUACCAUCACAAACUACGCUAGAAAGACGUAUUUGCUGUCGAGCGGAAGUAUUUGCGAGGCAUUUUUAAAGUAUAUACCUUGAUAAAAAUGAUAAUACUCGAAGGUACUAAUUGUAAACACUACAUAUUAUUGAUAACAUAUGAUGGUAAUGCAAUAAUAAAGUAUUUUUUUAACCUUGGCGUUCGGUCAACAUUUCGCGCGCAAAAAGCCACCUCCGCUCUCAUUCCGGCAGCCACAAGCCUGCGCUUGCGGCUGACGGCUUUUACUUAGCGUAAAGGUGUCUUUCGGCGCGCGGGGAGCAUGACGAAGGUUGGAGCAUAUACUGCGUUAUAGACUAGUUAGACGCACUUUCAACCAUUUUAAAAGUUUGUUUGCGUUUAAUACGACGUCCAUACAAAAUAAGAAGAACGUAUAAUAGUUAUACGUUUCUAAAGACUAUUAUGGUGACAUAAAAAAGUUAAGUGAUACUAGGCUAAAAUGGCGUAUGAGACAUUUAAACAAAAAAAAAUAUUAUACGAUUUUUUAGACUAGUAUCAGAUCUAAAAUUUUGCUAAAGAUCCUAAUCUUAAAGUGCGUAUAGCGUCUUUUACGUAUUUUUAGCCUAGUUUUUGGCUUAUACGUUAUUUUAGGCUAGAUAUGGUGGAUAAGAUUUUACACAAACCAGAGCGUAAAAAAACGUAUAGCUGCAUAUACGUUGUUUUAGCCUGGCUUUGUCAAAUAGUCGCUUUUUAGACUAGGAACGAACGAAAAUUAGUGCAAAUACGGUCUUUUUACGAUAUUUUUCUCGAAAACUAAGCCACUUAUCGGAAAACGGGCCAAUGUGGUCGAUGCGUCUCCAUCUCUACAUUACGAAUAUCACAAAAAGUCCAUUUUGGCAAAAUGUCGAAAAACUGCCUUUUAGCUUAGGGCGGCAGUAUUGUCGACUAGCAGUUCUGAUACAUGCCGCUACUUGAAGCUAAACUAUUUCUUGUUCCCAUCAGCCAGGAGACAAUAGUGUAAUGUAUGUACCUACUUAACCUAACGGUAGUUGUCAUAUCCUCAUAUCGCGGUGCAUUCAGAUGCGCCCUCUGUAGGCAGUUUAGUCUCGUAAUAAAUAUCUAAGUGACCGGACGUGUGUGUGUUUCAUUUGUUCAUACAUCUCAGUGGCGAACGAGGAUUGGAUUUUAAAACGCAGAAUUGGCUGGAUGUUGUUUAAAGAUGUCAGUGGGGAAAAUAAAAGCGUUCGAGGUUUCGACAGGCAAGUGGAGUACUUAUGUGGAGCGCGUGAAUAUGUAUUUCAAAGCCAACGACAUCAAGGGUGACGAAAAAAAAAA